UAUACUGGGUAUUAAAAAAAAAGUAGCAGUGAAAUUGAUAAUUAAGGAAUCAUUCUUUGGAAUACCAAGCCCAAAUUUCUUAAAAGAGGAGCGACACACAGACGAAGAAAAAGAGGGAGGGGCUGCGCCUUUCUUCUUCUGGACUCGACGCACAGAGCACAACUUCUCUUCCUCCAUAAAUGACCAAAAAAUCCCAGCUCAAACCUAGCAGAAAUUCAACCCCAAAAACGCCUCUGCCCCAUUUCCAAAACCACGUUUUCUCAAAAUUUUCUGGAUAAAAAGAUCUCUUCAAGUUUUCCGGCGCCGUUCGAGUGUUGUUACUGGUUCGCGGUUCUGUCCGAAUUCAAUAGUCGAUUCUCGUCGGUAUUUUGGAGUCGAAAACAGUGUAUCCGUUGGUUCUGCAACUGCUAUUAAGGAAAUUUUGGCCUAACAGAACUUCAGUGAGUACAAGGAACUGUAAUGGAUGCUUACACGACUGGGAUUCAUCUUCAUCAUUGGCCGAGGGAGGAAGCUAAAGAGCGUACCCUGUUGAUUCGGCAUCUUCCAGAAGCAGUUCCUCAUGAAACCCUUUCUAGAUUGCUCUCCAAUUACGGCGCAUCUUCUAUUCGUCCUUGUACUAGUGGCAGAGUGAUGAAUUGUGUGUUUGUGGAUUUCAAGGAUGAAAGUCUGGCACAUCAAGCGCAACAGCAUUUGAAUGGGGUACGAUUUCUUGGCAAAACAUUAGCAGUUGAACGAGCUAAUAAAAGCAUAGAGAGAGAUAAAUAUCGACAAAGUGAACCUCGGAUUGUAGAAGACUCUGUCUCUUUGAUCAACGAUGCUACUGCUAAAGAAUUUGGUGGAGGAUCUAGAAGAGGUCCUUAUCCUGGCAGCGAACCCAUUGCUGAAAGACUUGGGGUGGAUUAUCCAUUUCCUCCUCACCUCGAAUAUGUUUACCCCCCACCUGAUGGGCAUAUACUUACAAAUAUUGUGAAUGCUCUCAUUGCUGUUCCUCGGUUCUACACACAGGUCUUACACUUGAUGAACAAGAUGAAUAUUCCAGCUCCAUUUCGGAUGGCUCUGCCGACUCCACCUCUACCAACUUCCCUAUCUGUUCCACCUCCACCCCCUCCUCCACCUCCUCCAACAGUUUCUGAGAGUAGAAUGGAAAAUUUAUCAAGUAGUGAAUCAGAAAUGGAGUCUUCAGAUGAGAGUAAUGUUGGCGGGCCUAAACAAAAGCGUACCAGACGUGAAGCUAUCUUAGGCCCUGCAGUUGACAAGGAUGUUGUUCAUGAAGCUGUUGGAUUGAGAGCUGCUGCCUUGGUUCCUAAAGAGAUGCCAGUAGUUAAGAAAAAGAACCCAAUAAUUCAGAUUAAAGUAGCACCUAAGCAGGUACAGAAUGAAGAGAAGGGUGACAUGAGGGAAAUAUCAUUGCCAGUGGAAGAUAAAGAGAAUGAUAAUAAACCUUUUGCGACCCUUGAAGAAUUAAAAAGUGGAAGAUUGCCCCCAGAAGAGAUUCUGUCGCUUCCUAUGUUUAAGAAUUAUUGUGCUGGUAAUCCUUCUCCUAUCUUGUACUUGAAGAACUUAGCAAAAGAAGUGGUUGUUGAUGAUUUUUACUUCAUAUUUGGAUCUUUAUUUGGAAGCAUCGAUGAAGCUAAAUCCAGACUGGCAGUGAAGUUAAUGCAGGAAGGGAGAAUGCGUGGACAAGCUUUUGUUACAUUUCCCUCGGUUGAACUUGCUCAAGAUGCUUUAGUUAUCCUUCCACUGGAAGAAAAAUAUUUGUUCAUGAAAUUUGAAAGAACCUGAUAAAGUUGGAGGUAUUUAUCUACAAUGGCACAAUAGUAAUUCUCAAUCUAAUCUUAAUUAUAAAAUAAAGAAGAAUCAUGCUUCCAUUAUUAAAAUACUACUCCGAAUCAAAGCUAUUUCUUCCUCUCUAUGAUGCCUGCAGGUCAGUCAUUUCCUUUUCAUUGGGGAAAGAAGGGGGGAGGCCAGAAGGGGAUAAAGUAAAAGGAUGGUUUAGAAGGUUGAAAAACGAAGAAAUCAAUAUGAAACAUUAAAAUUUAUGAUAUCCACAUUCCUCUUUUAAAGUGGCAGUGGAUUACUUUUUAAACUGCUGGAUCAUGGAAUCAUAUAUCAAAACAUAGCAGAAUCUGGGGGAAACAAGAGGAAAAGCAGGUAAUUUGGUAUUUAGUUUUCAUCCUGGGCAGCAUGAUUGUGAAGUAAACACCGCGAAAGUACUUAUAGGCUUUUAUGAACCUCUUUCAAAAAUAAAUCUCUUAAUCCGAAAGCACCACAUACGAGACAAUCUUGUCUUUCACGGUUAGCAUUUUGGAAGUCUCAUUAGAUGCAAAUCUGAAAUUUGAAUAAUAUGACUUAUGCUGACAUUUUCAAAUUGUCGUUUGUGGCGUCUCCCGUUAGCCUAUUCAAAUUUCACUAAGCUGAUAAAAUUUGCUGUUCAACUCCAGCAGUUGGUAUUAAGGUUUUGUUCUUGGUGUACCUUAAUGGUGGAAGUGCCUGCCUCAACAGUUCUCAACCUAAUUCUAGCAAAAUCAUAGAUUUAUUCAGAAGGUGAGAAACCUUCUGAAUUUAAUCGCUUGCGUCAAAUUUCCAAUGGUUGUUUACUGCGAGAUUAUUCAUGCAUAUGGUUAGUUUCCUGAAGUUGCCUAAAAAUGUGUUAUAUGGAUUGAAGGAAAUCAUUUCAGUCAUAUACUUCAAUUUAUAUCACAUCCAACUAUCUAGAAAUUAGCUGAUGUUAUGGGUGCUAAACAUUGAAUAGGUGAAGGUGUGUACCACACCAGAUGAUGCUUGUAAAAAUUUAAUGCAAAGAAGUGAAUGACUGCAGAAUCUGGUGAAUGGGUAUGUCUUUAAAGGCAAACCUAUCGUCAUUCAGUUCGGUCGUGAUCCUGCUAAAGCAAAAACAAGCUAGAGAGAAUAGUUGCAACAAGGGUAAUUUAAG
Nicotiana tabacum (common tobacco) is the source of this 2932-nucleotide messenger RNA. The record is from RefSeq and is a predicted model, not a curated record. Lineage: Eukaryota; Viridiplantae; Streptophyta; Magnoliopsida; Solanales; Solanaceae.